GGCGGAUGCUGCAGAUCCAGAGCUGAGGAUCUUCAUGAAGGACUUCAACAGUUUAUUUAAUAACUACCGAGAAACUCGAGAUGACCGCUGCUCUCACAACAACUACAUCAUUUACAGGCUGAAUAUGAACAAUAAUCGUAUUACAAACAGUAAAAACAAGCAUAUUUGACAGAAAUUCCAGAAUCGUCAUUAAGCUGACUCACAGCGCGGUUAAUGUUUAUAUGAUUAUAAACCGCUGGAAUGCUGUAUUUAAUUCCUUCCGACAACAAAGCGCCGGAAUGCGACGAGCUCCUAAUAAUGACUUGAUCAGCGGGAAACAGGACAUUAAAGACAGAACUUGAAGGCAGCAUAACCCUAACCUACAGGCUGACCUCUGACCUCAGCCAUGACCUCUACUCGUGAGCACAGUAACAAUAUUUCACUGGUGUUGCUCAACAUAAAUGAAAGAGUUUUUAGAAGCGUUCUGCGCUUUCAUUCCCUUCCGUUUGCGCGUGCACGUGAUGGUCAGCGCUGAACUUUUAAUGAACUACCGCGCGCGGGCGCAGAUAUAGACCAGGGCGGAAGUGACGGGGGCGCGCGCGCUGGCCGAACGGAAGUGACGCGUGAGCCGGCUGAAAGAAAAGACAGACGUUCGCGCAGAAGCGAUCGCAUAAAACUCAAAUAAAAGAGCGUUCGGCGCGUGUGUUCGUGCCGCGGAUUCCCGCCGCUCGUGCAGAACUGUGACUGACUGAGGAUGGCGAGGAAGAGCGGUUAUAAAGAUGUGUCAGGAGUGGUGUUCGACACGCACUCGAAAAUGGUCAUGUCUCAAGGAGGAACGUUCGAGAAGAUGAAGGAAAAGAUAAACGCUGUGCGAGCCGUGGUUCCCAACAAGAGCAAUAAUGAGAUCGCUCUGGUGCUGCAGCACUUCGAGAACUGCGUGGAUCGAGCCGUGCAGGCAUUUGUAGAAGGUGGGGCUGUGGAGAUCCUGAAGGAGUGGAAUGUCACUGGGAAAAAGAAGCCCAGGAAGAAAAAGAAGCCUAAAGCGCAAAGUGAUGCUCCUGCAGACGUGGCUCCUGCCGAAGCGGCACCAGACGCCGAGGGUCAGGAGCCCAUUAAUGGUUUCCAUGCCAACGGUUCUGCAGCAGCCGAUGGUGAUUCAUUGGAUUCUCUGAGCGAGCAGCUGGACUCCGCAUCUCUGGAUGCAGUGGAGCUCGACUCGGAAACCACCGCCCCGGAGGAGGCCACAGGUGGAGGUGUGCCAUCCACGUCAAGCCCCGCCCCUCAGCCCAGCACCAAUCACGGAGCGCGACAGAACCAUCACAGAACCGGUAACAAGUCUCAAACCAGGCCUGUUUCCAGCUCCCACAAUCUCUCUGUGCCCGCUCCGUCCGAUGACGCGCAGCGAGGUCCUGCCGGCAGAAAGAUCGGGCCAAACGUCGAUCGCUCUGUGAAGGACCUGCAGCGAUGUGCAGCGUCACUGUCACGCUACAGAGUCGUGGUGAGAGAUGAGAUGGACUCCUCCAUCAAGAGAAUGAAGCAGACGUUUGCUGAGCUGCAGAGCUGUCUCAUGGAUCGAGAGGUGACGCUGUUCGCUGAGAUGGACAAAGUCAAAGCAGAAGCCCUGGCGAUUCUGGACGGCCGUCAGAAGAGAGCAGAAGAACUGAAGAGACUGGCUGACCAAUCAGCAUCACUGACAGAGGAGCAGCUCGCUGAGCUACGGGCUGACAUCAAGCACUUUGUCAGUGAGCGCAAAUAUGAUGAGGAUCUGGGUAAAGCUGUGAAGUUCUCCCAUGAUGUGGAGCCUCUGAAGUGCAGCAUCGUGUCAUUUGGAUCAGUGUAUCAUCCUCAGACAGGCUACUCCAGCCGUUCUCGUUGUAGCUCCACCUCUUCCUCAGUCACAGGCUCUGCCCCUGCCAAAGCCCCGCCUCCCCCUGAGCUCCAGCACCAGGCCUCGGCAUACACGGGCCGCCCCAGCGUGCCGCACAAACAGAUUUUCCAGGGCAACAGGCGCUUCAUUCAUGGCUACCAGGGCACUCAGCGAUAUAACGGAAACACGCACCCCGAGCGAAACCCCGGCCGAAGCGGCUACCGCUAUCAGAGCGACCUCGACUCCCAGCCGACCAAUAGCGCGAGAGGCUCCUCCCACUCCUCAGGCUAUCGCUCGGAUCGACCCGCCCACAACGGGCUUCCACAGAGGCAGCCGCGGACGCACGGCCCGUGACACACACACACACACAGCUGUCCGAUGAAGAGAAAGUCAAGUUUACAUCCGUUGAGCUGCUCUUCACUCUUCUGUCUUCUCUUCUGUCACAUUAGCGUUCAGUGUUAGUCUCAGUAGUUCCUGUGGUGAGUGUUUGCUCGUGGGCUUCCUCUUUCAAACGGUCAAGCGUUUCUCGGAUGAUCAACACUAAGGCAGAGUCGAUUGAAGCCGGCGUAUCGGGUGCUAACGCACGAGUCUUCACGCUCACGAUAUACCUCACGCUCUCAUUUCACGCUGCGCUCGCCGUCAGCCUCCUCCUGAAACACUCUGGUGGGAAAGCAUCUGCGCUGUGCAUGCUGGGACCGUCUGUGUUUGACCGCGAGAGCUCUUCUGUCUGGAUUGGGUUGCUGACAGCGAGUCUGUUUGUGUGUCUCUCUUUAGUUUCUGAAGCUUCACGUCGCUCUUCUCAGCUCAAUCCUGUAUAUAUGUAAACUAUAUGUAUAAUGUUUUGUAGCCUCCGGCCUUGUAUGUAGUGCGAUUUAUUAGUUCUCUGAUUGAACUCUGUUAUCAAGCAACUUCUGUUCUUCCUCGCGUAUGGAGAGAGAGAGACUAGUUUCUGUUUUUUUUUUCCAAAACGAUCUGAGACCGCUGUAAUCAAGUGCCUUCAGUCAUGCGCUUUGACCGUCUCGUUCCUCCUUCUCCGGUUCGGACCAAAGACAUCAGAUGCCGUCGCCUGCUCCUGCACUAGCAAACACUCAUUGUCUUUCUCGCUAAUUGGCCUACUUGCUUUUCCUUUAUUAUAAAUAAAGAAGGAUUGGUAGCAAAUGCUGAAACUGUUUGCAGACUCUUUUUCUCUUGAUGAAAUGUUUUAUGGAGCUGGGCUUGUGCUGAUUUUUCUUGCCAAGAGGUUUGUUUAUCGAAGCGCUCUUGAUCUUUGAGGUCAAUGGCAGCCUCUCCGAACUGAAUCCUGACCGCAGUGCCAUUUGCUUUAGGCUGAAUGUUUGGUGUUUUGCGCUGCUGACUUAAUUACAUUCAUGCAUCAAAUGCCACUGCUUCAGCAACUUACUCUAACACACAGGUGUUUGUUUUAUGGGUUCAUUCCGUAGGCAUAUUGGGUUUUCUACUGUACAGGCUGUAUUUUCUAUCCCCUAACCCUAUACCUCACACUAAACUUUCUGAUGUUUUUAAAACACUUCAUUCUGUAUGAUUUAUAAGCAUUUGGUGCCCAUAAUGUAGUGAAUACCAGUACACACACACUCUAAAAUGCUCAUCUGAUGACUGUGUGCAAAUGUAACAAAACAAGGACGUGACUGUUUCUUUAUAGCACACAUGCCCAGAGUAAACUUUCACACUGCUUUUUGUCCAAAGUGCAGUCAGUAGUUCAUGUUUCUGUCUGUGGAUCUGUCUCAGGUGUGUGUUAUUGGAGAUGGUCUAGCCCCAAAAUCGUGCUUAUGUACUCGACGAUCCUCAGACUCUCGUUCAUGUCCAUUUCUGGUUUAAGUGGGUUCAUGAAGCCAAUUUCCACAACUCUUUCAAAAACCAACUCCAUCCUUCAGAAGCACAAAACCAGAGGUGUAAUGAAGUACUUAAUGGGACAGCUUACCCAAAAAUAUCAGUGGAGUCAUUUACCCUCACCCUUCUUAUCACAAAACCUGUUGGCGAGUGAAAAUCAGGACUAAAAUCGUGCAGUGUGAACUCUGCUUAAGGGACCAUGAGGAAAGUGCAAGUUUUCGCCACACAAUUGAUCAUAAGCUGCUGGAUUCGGAAGUUAGCAUUGCUUCAUGCAUCGCUACGGUAUUGACAUGCAGAAUCAUUUCUGCUGUGGCGCAGCUCUAAAUGUAAUGAAUGUACAUUUCAAGUCUUGUACUGCUCAGAUUAAGGAAACUAUUUAUAAAUAAAAA
This is a messenger RNA of Onychostoma macrolepis, 4080 nucleotides long. It is a transcript of the gene spats2, whose product is annotated as spermatogenesis associated serine rich 2. Gene Ontology annotation, cellular component: cytoplasm. Gene Ontology annotation, molecular function: protein binding. The coding region runs from base 734 to 2200 and encodes 488 amino acids. NCBI's taxonomy places the organism in Eukaryota, Metazoa, Chordata, Actinopteri, Cypriniformes, Cyprinidae. The transcript is spliced from 13 exons. The record is from RefSeq and is a predicted model, not a curated record.